GCGGGAUGCUAUAUAGAAUGGCCUGUCGACGACAGUAUGGGUCAAUCUUCCCUGAAGACGCUUCGCCCUGCACUCCUGUACCCUGUAUCCAGACACCUGAAACUUGAAAGCCACCAGCAUCCUCCACACACCACCCAAGAAAGAGAAAGGAACCAUGGCAGCACCAGGCGGCAAUUUCUUCAUCCAAGACAACCUCUCCAAACCCGCCGCACAUCACGAAUCCUACGCCCAGCUGUGGGAGACAAAAUGGAAGAAGCCCGCCGAAAUGGGCGUGUACCCGUUCAUGUUCAGCACCGCCGCAGACUUCAAGCCUAUCGUCGAACAACUCACAGCCCGCGGCUUCAAAGAGCCAUACAACUGGGACGAGUACGCCAACGUCCACUUCCCGCAGGCCGAGCACCUGACGAGCAUUGCAAAAGAGGCCGAGCAGAACGGCGAGAUGGAGAAGGCGAGCGAGUAUUACCUCCGCGCGAGCGCUGUGUAUCGCAUUUCCCGAUUCCCCGCGCCGCGAAGCGAUGUCCAGCGUGAGGCCUGGAAGCGGGGAAAGGAAGUUUGCAUCAAAGGGCUGGGUAUGCGCGAGCACCCCGUCCAUGAAGUCGGGAUACCGCACAAAUAUGGCCUGUCCAACGAAGGCGACAAAAUUCCCGUGUACCACCUCGUCCCGGACUGCGCGACGCCCGAGAACCCCGUGCCGACCGUCGUCAUAUUCACCGGCCUGGACGGGUACCGCACCGAGUUGGCCGUCUGGAUGGAGGGCUGGCGGCGCGUGGGCGUGGCGACCAUUGUGCUAGAGAUCCCCGGCACAGGCGACUGUCCAGCCGCCGCGUCGGACCCCAAGAGCCCGGAUAGACUGUACAGCAGCCUCUUUGACUGGAUCGAUGUGCAGCCGCGCCUGGAUAGUAAGAAGACUGCGAUUUGGGCAUUCAGCACUGGUGGCUUCUACGCUAUCCGGGUCGCGCACACGCAUGCAGAUCGCCUUGCGGGCGUGGUUGCGCUGGGCGGCGGGUGUCAUCAUAUGUUUGAGCAGGAGUGGCUGGAUAACGUGAAUCAUCUCGAGUACCCCUUCGACCUGGCCAACACAUUGGCGUACAAGUGGGGGUACGGGAGCGAUGUGGAGACGUUCAAGAAGGAGGCCAAGAGAAAGUUCUCGCUGCUGGAAGACGGUACACUGGAUAUGCCCGAGUGCGCGAGGUUGCUGCUGGUCAACGGGACGGAGGACGAGAUCUUCCCUAUUGAUGAUUACUACCUGGCACUCCAACACGGUGCGCCGAAGGAGGCAAGAUUCGUAACGGGGAUCAAGCAUAUGGGUGAGCCGGUGAGCUUCUUCAUUAUCAUAACAUGGCUGUAUAAGUUGUUUGGGGUUGAGGCAGAUGUGGUUAAGCAGGUGCAGACGCUGCCCUUUAAGCCGAAAUACUGAGCUGAGGCUGGGACGAGAGUUACGAGUACUGGGAAUUGCUCAGUCGCAUUUAUAUAGGCGUAAUAAGACUGACACGAGCCUUUCAAGGGACAUGGGCAAUGCAUAGGGACGUGUAUAUCAAGA
Molecule: messenger RNA, 1540 nt
Organism: Didymella exigua CBS 183.55
Lineage: Eukaryota; Fungi; Ascomycota; Dothideomycetes; Pleosporales; Didymellaceae
Product: alpha/beta-hydrolase
Exons: 1
Coding region: 155-1417 (420 amino acids)
Source: RefSeq, a predicted model, not a curated record